Lontra canadensis (Northern American river otter) is the source of this 3639-nucleotide messenger RNA. RefSeq names its product SECIS binding protein 2 like (gene SECISBP2L). The record is from RefSeq and is a predicted model, not a curated record. Bases 215 to 3520 code for a protein of 1101 amino acids. Gene Ontology annotation, biological process: selenocysteine incorporation. Gene Ontology annotation, cellular component: ribonucleoprotein complex. NCBI's taxonomy places the organism in Eukaryota, Metazoa, Chordata, Mammalia, Carnivora, Mustelidae. The transcript is spliced from 18 exons. Gene Ontology annotation, molecular function: mRNA 3'-UTR binding; ribonucleoprotein complex binding; selenocysteine insertion sequence binding.
GAUGAUCCCUCCCCGAGGCUGCCGCCGCCUCCUCCUUCUCCCGGAGCUGGAGCUACCCCCUCGGCCAGUGGCGUAGCCAGAGUCUGUGUCAGGGCCAGCCAGAUAGGGGCGGAGGUCCUGAGCCCUGUCUCGACUCGAGCGGGGGGCCAUGGAGAAAGCGGCCCGAGGCGCUUUCCACACCGACUAACGCAGGCCCGUUGCGGCUGCAGGCGCCAUGGACCGAGCCCCCGCUGACCAGAAUGUCAAGCUGUCAGCUGAGGUAGAGCCAUUUAUUCCCCAGAAGAAGAAUCCUGAUACAUUUAUGAUCCCGAUGGCACUCCCAAAUGAUAAUGGAAAUGUUUCUGGUGUAGAACCAACUCCAAUUCCCAGCUACCUGAUUACUUGUUAUCCAUUUGUGCAGGAAAACCAGUCCAAUAGACAGUUUCCGUUAUAUAACAAUGAUAUACGAUGGCAACAGCCCAAUCCAAAUCCUGCUGGACCAUACCUUGCCUACCCCAUUAUAUCUGCUCAGCCACCUGUUUCUACAGAGUAUACAUAUUAUCAGCUGAUGCCAGCACCAUGUGCCCAAGUUAUGGGAUUCUAUCAUCCUUUUCCUACACCUUACUCCAAUACCUUUCAGGCUGCAAAUACUGUAAAUACUAUAACCACAGAAUGCACUGAGCGUCCAAAUCAGCUUGGACAGGUCUUCCCAUUGUCCAGUCAUCGAAGCAGAAACAGUAACAGAGGACCAGUUGUACCAAAACAACAGCUUUUACAACAGCAUAUAAAAAGCAAAAGGCCACUGGUGAAAAAUGUAGCUACUCAGAAAGAGACAAAUGCAGCAGGUCCUGAUAAUCGAUCAAAAAUUGUGCUUCUGGUAGACGCUUCACAACAAACUGAUUUCCCAUCAGAUAUUGCUAACAAAUCUCUCUCGGAGAGCUCUGCCACAAUGCUCUGGAAGUCCAAAGGCAGGAGGAGAAGAGCAUCCCACCCGACUGCAGAAUCCUCCAGUGAGCAGGGGGCUAGUGAAGCUGACAUUGACAGUGAUAGUGGCUACUGCAGUCCCAAACACAGCAACAACCAGCCGGCAGCAGGGGCUUUGAGAAAUCCCGAUUCUAGCACCAUGAAUCAUGUGGAAUCAUCUAUAUGUACAGGUAGUGUAAAUUGGUCCAAUGUAACUUGCCAGGCAACUCAGAAAAAACCUUGGAUGGAAAAAAAUCAGACAUUUUCUAGAGGUGGAAGGCAGACUGAACAAAGAAAUAAUUCACAGGUUGGAUUCAGAUGCCGAGGACACAGUACUUCCUCAGAAAGAAGACAGAAUUUGCAAAAGAGACAAGAUAAUAAGCAAUUAAACACCAGUCAGUCUCAUAGAGGCGACUCAAAUUCUGAGUCUUUAUAUUUUGAGGAUGAAGAUAGAUUUCAAGAACUAAAUGAGAGUGGAAAAGUUAAAGAUGAGACUAUUCAGCAGAAACUUUCUUCAAAAGUAUUGGAUGAUUUACCUGAAAACUCACCAAUCAAUAUAGUUCAGACUCCAAUUCCCAUUACAACCUCAGUUCCUAAACGUGCAAAAAGUCAGAAGAAGAAAGCUUUAGCAGCAGCCCUUGCCACAGCUCAAGAAUAUUCAGAAAUAAGUAUGGAGCAAAAAAAACUACAGGAAGCUUUAUCAAAGGCAGCUGGGAAAAAAAAUAAAACCCCUGUGCAGCUAGAUUUGGGGGAUAUGUUAGCAGCUCUGGAAAAACAACAACAAGCGAUGAAAGCACGGCAGAUUACUAAUACCAGACCUCUGGCAUAUACAGUGGUUACUGCAGCUUCUUUUCACACUAAAGACUCUACUAACAGAAAACCUUUAACCAAAAGUCAGCCCUGUUUGACAUCCUUUAAUUCUUUGGACAUUACUUCCUCUAAAGCAAAGAAAGGAAAAGAGAAGGAAAUUGCAAAACUAAAACGGCCCACAGCACUUAAAAAGGUUAUUUUGAAAGAAAGAGAGGAAAAGAAGGGCCGUUUAACUGUGGACCAUAACCUUUUGGGAUCUGAGGAACCAAUAGAAAUGCACUUAGAUUUUAUUGAUGAUUUGCCACAGGAGACUGUUUCCCAGGAAGAUACUGCACUGAGCAUGCCCAGUGAUACUUCGCUUUCUCCAGCAAGUCAAAACUCUCCAUACUGUAUGACACCUGUGUCACAAGGCUCUCCGGCUAGUUCUGGGAUAGGCAGUCCAAUGGCAUCUUCAACAAUAACCAAAAUCCACAGCAAAAGAUUUAGAGAGUAUUGCAAUCAGGUUCUUUGUAAAGAGAUUGAUGAAUGUGUGACUCUUCUUCUUCAAGAGCUCGUCAGUUUUCAGGAACGUAUCUACCAAAAAGAUCCUGUGAGAGCAAAAGCAAGGAGACGACUGGUUAUGGGCCUGAGGGAGGUUACUAAACAUAUGAAGUUAAAUAAGAUCAAGUGUGUUAUAAUUUCUCCAAACUGUGAAAAAAUCCAGUCGAAAGGUGGCCUGGAUGAGGCUCUGUAUAAUGUUAUAGCCAUGGCACGAGAACAAGAAAUUCCUUUUGUGUUUGCCCUUGGAAGAAAAGCUCUAGGACGCUGUGUGAACAAGCUGGUUCCUGUUAGUGUAGUGGGAAUCUUCAACUACUUUGGUGCUGAGAGCCUGUUUAAUAAGUUAGUAGAGCUCACUGAGGAAGCCAGGAAAGCAUAUAAAGAUAUGGUUGCAGCAAUGGAGCAAGAGCAGGCCGAGGAAGCCUUGAAGAAUGUGAAAAAGGUACCACACCACAUGGGGCAUUCUCGGAACCCCUCUGCAGCAAGCGCCAUUUCUUUCUGCAGUGUCAUUUCUGAACCUAUUUCUGAAGUAAAUGAAAAGGAAUAUGAAACAAAUUGGAGAAACAUGGUGGAAACCUCAGAUGGGCUGGAAACAUCAGAAAAUGAGAGAGAGGUUUCCAGUAAGCAUAGCGCAUCAGAAAAGCCCAGUAAACUUCCCUUGGAUGCAGCCCCUGUUGGUAGGCAGCCGUCACUCCCGGCUGCAGGCAGUACUACCUCAGCUACAAACCCUGGGAGGUCAACAGUGAGCGAUAAAGAGGAAGUGAAGCCAGAUGACCUGGAAUGGGCCUCCCAGCAGAGUACAGAGACUGGUUCUUUGGAUGGCAGUUGCCGAGAUCUCUUGAAUUCCUCCAUCACCAGCACCACCAGCACCCUUGUCCCCGGCAUGCUGGAAGAAGAGGAUGAUGAAGAUGAGGAAGAGGAGGAAGAUUAUACUCAUGAACCUAUAUCUGUAGAAGUACAGCUCAAUAGUAGAAUUGAGUCGUGGGUCUCUGAAACCCAGAGAACAAUGGAGACUCUCCAGCUUGGAAAAACCCUUAAUGGUUCUGAGGAAGACCAUGCAGAGCAGAGUGGAGAAGAGGAGGCAGAGGCACCCGAAGUGCUAGAACCAGGGAUAGAUGGGGAGGCCUGGACUACUGACCACCAGGCAAGUCAGGAGCAACAGAAGCCUAGCAGCUGCAGCUCAGUGAACAACGAGCCCUCUGAUCUUAGUUAUCCGCCCCCAGGUCUGUAACUCAGGAAAUGCCCACUGUCUGUCUCCCAACUGUGUGAGGGUUGCAGCCAUUCUCUUUUAUGCUUCAUCUCAGCGUUUUGCACUGUCCAGUAUUUAAUAUAUGUAUUUAAUUUCUGACA